Messenger RNA from Beta vulgaris subsp. vulgaris (sugar beet), 931 nucleotides. RefSeq names its product bifunctional TENA-E protein. Gene Ontology annotation, cellular component: cytosol. The transcript is spliced from 3 exons. Bases 132 to 812 code for a protein of 226 amino acids. The record is from RefSeq and is a predicted model, not a curated record. Lineage: Eukaryota; Viridiplantae; Streptophyta; Magnoliopsida; Caryophyllales; Amaranthaceae.
GGAUGCCAGUUGUUGGUACAUGGCACCAGCCACCUCUAUAAUCUGCUUUCAAACAAACCGCUAAAACGCCUAGCAUAAGCACUUAGCAGGCAUUACCCCAUUAGAGACACAAAAAAGUCAAAACGGUAAAAAUGGCAGAUGAAAGAGAGAAGAUGAAGUUCAUAGAAAAUUGGGUAAUCAAACAUGAUUCAGUUUACACUGCAGCAACUCGACACCCUUUUAUUCACUCUAUCCGAGAUGGUUCUGUUGAUUUAUCCUCUUUCAAAACUUGGCUGGGUCAGGAUUACUUAUUCGUCAGGAGAUUUAUUCCUUUUGUCGCUAGCGUGCUUUUGAAAGCUUGUAAGGAGUCAGAUGAUGAAUCAGAUAUGGAAGUUAUUUUGGCUGGUUUGGCUUCUCUGAAUGAUGAAAUCCACUGGUUCAAGAAAGAAGCUGCAAAAUGGGAUGUACAGCUCAAUGCCGUCACUCCUCAAAAGACAAACCAGAACUACUGCAGGUUUCUAGAAAGCCUGAUGCAACCAGAAGUCAAUUACACAGUGGCAAUCACGGCCUUUUGGGCAAUUGAGGCUGUUUAUCAGCUCAGCUUUGCCCACUGCCUUGAAGAUGAUGCCAAAACUCCUCCAGAACUGCGAGCAGCUUGUGAGAGAUGGGGUAAUGAAGGAUUUGGCAAGUAUUGUGACUCCCUCCGGAUAAUUGCUAACCGAUGUUUAUCGAAAGCAUUGGAGGAUGUACAAGUGAAAGCUGAGCUGACGCUUUUGCAAGUUUUUGAGCUAGAAGUUGAGUUUUGGAACAUGAGUGAAGGACGAAACAAUUAGGAGAAAAAAUUAUCUUGUUUUUGUAUGUUUGAGAUUGUUGUAGACUUGUAGUAAAAAACUGACUUUACUUAGAUUUACUAAGUUGUUCAAGUUGGAAGAAAGGUUUGUUUUUCAUCUGA